AUGGGUGCGGUGCGCGCGCAGAACCCGGAGAUCCGCGGCCGCUUCAUCGUGCAGGACCUGCCGUCGACGCUGGCCGCCGUGCCGCGCCCGCCGCCCGCGGGCGUCGAGUUCAUGCCCUACGACAUGUUCACGCCGCAGCCCAUCCGCGGCGCGCACGUCUACUACUACCGGCACCUCGUGCCGAUACUACAAGAACAGCCGCGGAGCAAGCUGCUGCUGGUUGACCUUGUGCUGCCGGAUGCGGAUGUCGGGAUGCAGGAGGCGGUACGGGAUCUGUCCAUGUUUCCUAUUGGCGGCUUGGAGAGGAACGAGGGCCAGUGGCGCGCGCUGCUGAGGGAGAGUGGACUGCGGAUUAGGAGGAUCUGGAGGGGGAGCGAACCGGAGGCUUGUGUUGAGUGUGCGGUGGAUCGAAGCGCGCUGGGUGCGGAUUUGUAG
Molecule: messenger RNA, 435 nt
Organism: Anthostomella pinea
Lineage: Eukaryota; Fungi; Ascomycota; Sordariomycetes; Xylariales; Xylariaceae
Source: the annotation of a GenBank genome assembly